Penicillium lagena is the source of this 204-nucleotide messenger RNA. RefSeq lists its product as uncharacterized. The coding region runs from base 1 to 204 and encodes 67 amino acids. The record is from RefSeq and is a predicted model, not a curated record. The transcript has a single exon. Lineage: Eukaryota; Fungi; Ascomycota; Eurotiomycetes; Eurotiales; Aspergillaceae.
AUGUGUUUCGGCUCGGGACUUUUCGAUGGCAUAAAGCCACAUCCACCUUCUCGAGAAAAAUACAAAGACCAGAAGAAGUACCAGCGAGACUAUGCGCGGUACGAACAGAAGUUAGAGGACUACAUGAGCAACGUUAACAGACGGAGGAAACUGGCGAACUCCAAAGCUGGGGCUACGGCAGGAGUGACUUUCGCUUUGGGUUGA